This is a messenger RNA of Ooceraea biroi (clonal raider ant), 2830 nucleotides long. It is a transcript of the gene Abi, whose product is annotated as tyrosine kinase Abl. NCBI's taxonomy places the organism in Eukaryota, Metazoa, Arthropoda, Insecta, Hymenoptera, Formicidae. Gene Ontology annotation, cellular component: lamellipodium; actin-based cell projection; SCAR complex. Gene Ontology annotation, biological process: neuron migration. The record is from RefSeq and is a predicted model, not a curated record. Gene Ontology annotation, molecular function: signaling adaptor activity; SH3 domain binding.
UUUCAUUGUCUCUAUAUUGUUUGAUCGUUGUGCGUUUCCUGGUCGCCUUGAUCACGACCGCGAGCAGAAUACCGUUCCUGUAGCUAGUAUCCAUCUUGCUUCCUGCAUCUCUUUCGACGCCGCCCCUGUCAUAAUCUAAUUUUUUGCUUCGACUGUUCUCUCCGAGUAGAAAGUGCCGAGUAUGAUAAUCUUUAGAAAUUAACGCCUUUCGUUCAUUUGUACGAGAGAACAAUCAUAAUAACCUGAUCUUCUAAGGAUGGAGUAAUUUAUUAAAAACCGCUAUCAAUUGAUCAGGCUCCUAUUGCAUGUCAUCAGGAGUUGGCAGUGAUUCCGAGGUCAUGGCAGAACUGGCAGCGCUCCUUCGACAUGAGAUUCCAGAGGGGCGGAAUAAUCUGGCCGACAGCCACACAAAUCUGGAGAGGGUCGCCGAGUAUUGCGAGGCCAACUACUUCCAGGCGGAGAACAAGAGAAUCGCGCUGGAGGAAACCAAGAAUUACACCACGCAGUCUUUGGCCAGUGUCGCGUACCAAAUAAACACCUUGGCUUACAAUUUUCUGCAACUGUUGGACCUGCAGACGUCCCAACUUGCCGAGAUGGAGAGUCAGAUGAAUCACAUCGCUCAGACGGUCAUGAUCCACAAGGAGAAAGUUGCAAGGAGGGAAAUCGGCGUUCUGACAGCGAACAAAAUGACGACGCGCCAGUAUAAAAUCAUCGCUCCCGCGAAUCCAGAAAAACCAAUUAAGUACGUUAGAAAGAGUAUUGAUUACACGAUCCUGGAUGAGAUUGGGCAUGGUGUACGCAACUGUGGUACGCCACGAAGCAAGCAGAGGGGAGGUAGUCAGGGCAGUGUUCAGAGUUUAGGUGCUGCUUCCACAGGUUCGGGCUUAGGUGCUGCUAUGGUAGGACCCGCUCCUACUACCAAACCACCUACACCACCUCAGACAGUAAGAACUGGAACGUUGAGUAAAGGAUCGCGCGAGUAUAGGACACCACCGGCAGUAGCCCCGCCACAAGUUCCUAGUCAUUACGCGCCCAACUAUCCGCUCGGUCAUCCCAGGCGAGACCGCGGCCCGGGAUACAGCACGCUGCCGUUGCACGCUCAUAACUCGUCCCACGCAAGUCAUAACGCCAACCACAACGCGCACACCAACACCAUCAAUCAUGGUAGCCUGCCGCAAGUGGGAACGGUGCAUCCCCUGCAGAGUCAUCCGCAGACACCGCCACCAGCACCGCCCAGCGUCACCGCGGGUUACGUGCAGGAGCAGCAUAACAGUAUGCCUCCUCCACCUUCACCCUUGGUCGGACUAAGCGGCGACAUGGCGGAGUACAGCGGGCAUCAUACCUUACCGCACAGAUUAUCGCAUCAAGUUAGUCGUGGCAGUGGAGCGAAUAGUCCUCCGUUGCCGCCGCCACCGCCACCAGAGCAUGAGGAACAUCCGCAGUUCGGCAGACCAACGCCGUCCUCCGGUGCUAUCAUGCCGAUUGUGCCGGACGAGGAAGAUUUGCCCGGGUGGGUGCCGAAAAAUUACAUCGAGAAAGUGGUAGCCAUCUACGAUUAUUACGCGGACAAGGAAGACGAGCUGAGUUUCCAAGAGAGUUCCGUGAUCUACGUGCUCAAGAAGAACGACGACGGAUGGUGGGAGGGAGUGAUGGACGGAAUAACCGGAUUGUUCCCGGGCAAUUACGUCGAGCCAUGCGUAUAACUACAUGCGAUAAUCGGCUAUAUCAAAAUAAUGACCGGAAGACUGCAAUUUUUAAGCAUUUAUCAUGCACGUGCGCUAUUCAUCACACUCAUAUUAAUCAUUAAUAUCGCGAUAAACAAAAGCUAUCACAAUCCUCGUUUGCGCGAACAUUUGAGUAACUUGUGCUCAUCAGCAUACGGAGAUGAUUGUUCAAAAGGCGUGAUUUUUCUUUCGUAGAUGUUAUUUUGUGAAUUUUUAAGAUUGUAGAAAAGAUGAUUAAGCUCUCUCUAAAGCUUAGUGUCCAUACAAAGGUAAUCGUUAGAAAUGUAAGACGAAAGGGUAGGAAUAUAAAUAAGGGUAUUCUCUGUAGCAUUUUUUUAGUGACAGUUCUUCGCAAUUGUUGAUCUUGAGAACGUUUCUUUUAGAAAUGGGCACUACAAAAGUGUAUCAGUGCUAUAAAAAUGUGAGUGAUACCGCUUUUAGAACUGAUCUUAGUCAAUAAUAAUUUGCGCGAUGAUCGCAAUAAUCGGUGCAAAACGAGGUAUGACCAAUUUUCUCCGUAGAUCAUACAUCUUUAUCCAUCAUUUGUCCUAUUCACCGUAGCGAUUCUUGCCGCGCCUAUAGUCGUGCGAAAAAUAUUGAAGGAUGACUAAAUGUUGUGACGUUAACACGUCGUAAAAGUGGGGACAAAACUGCGUAUUUAAUUAUUCCGUAAAGUAAUUUCGACAUUAAGCGAGUUAACGAAUCAAACGAUUGAAGAAUUACAUUUUUAUAUUGAAGUAAGAAAGUGUAUUUUUCUGCAUUUUUAGUAUCUCUUCAAAUAGAUAUCGAAGUAUACGUAAGUAAUUAUAGUAGCAGAAUUAUAUUCUAUUAUGUAUAUGUACAUAUAUCCAUGUAUAAAUUUAAAAAAUCGUAUGUUGCAAUAUAGAUUUUUCAUCAUUAGAAACCUCCGACUACGUGUUUACAUUAUUCGCAGGAUGAUUCGCGCGUUUGAUCUAUAGCCGUGCGACAUUCUAAAGAAAAAUAAUUUUUUAAAUGGGGAAAUCGUGCUCAUUUUAAUAAGACGAAUAAAUAAAUAUAUAUAUAUAUGUCACAUAUGUAUAUUAGUUUCUCCAUAAGAUUUUAUUAACACAAAAUAAAAUUAAGAU